Messenger RNA from Nicrophorus vespilloides, 4429 nucleotides. RefSeq names its product E3 ubiquitin-protein ligase SHPRH. Gene Ontology annotation, biological process: DNA damage response; protein polyubiquitination. The transcript is spliced from 17 exons. Gene Ontology annotation, cellular component: nucleus. The coding region runs from base 151 to 4239 and encodes 1362 amino acids. The record is from RefSeq and is a predicted model, not a curated record. Gene Ontology annotation, molecular function: ubiquitin protein ligase activity; ATP-dependent chromatin remodeler activity; ATP binding. NCBI's taxonomy places the organism in Eukaryota, Metazoa, Arthropoda, Insecta, Coleoptera, Silphidae.
CACAAUCAACAACACUGCUAAACACUGCCGUUUACUUUCGUUAAGUACAAAAUGUGCAUGAUUUGCAUAUUAUAAGUUAAUAAAAUAUAUUCUAUAUCGACAAAUCAAUUAUUCUUGCACAUAACCUCUUUCACAAAGAAAACAACAGAAAUGUUUUCCAACAGUCAAAUAAUUGUUAAGGUGAAAAAGGCUAAGAAGGCAAGGUCCAAGAAAACACAGAAUCCCAAAAGUUAUGCAAUCAAUUCACCCACAGAUGAUAUGCAAAAGUAUUGUCUUGGAGAUUUUCAUUUAGGAAUUACAGACACAGUCUUGCCAGCAGAGUGGAAAACUUGCACAUUCCAAAUCGAGAGUUUAGACACGGUCGAUUAUUUAAUCCUGAGGUUUGACAAAGGGGUUGAAACAUAUGCAAUUGAUCUGCAGGCUGAUGCACCCUUAAUAAUAAGUAUACCACAAACAAAAGCGUUUUCAGUAAGAUUCAUCCAGCAGGAAAGAGACAUUAAAAUUGAAUUAUAUUUGAAGCAAUUGUCAACUAAUUUUAAUGGAAGAUUUAGUAAUAAAAUAAAAGAUAUUUUCCAAAUCUUAUUCAACAUUCAUGAAGUCAAUCAAUGUGAUAAUGCUGUGACAACAGAAAACCUCAGAAGUUUUUAUAAGAAAAUCCACCUAAAACAGAAGUGCUCAAAAAUACCUCAGUAUGAAGUACAAUCAGUACAUUUGAAACCAGUAUUAAGACAGUAUCAAGAGCAAGCUGUUAUGUGGAUGGUCCAUCGUGAGAAACAUGUGAAUAAUGAGGAAACUAUACAUCCCAGUUAUUUGUCUAUAUUGCUCAAAUCUGGUGAAUCCAUAUAUUAUAAUAAAUUUAAUGGGUACGUUUUGUUAGAGCAACCAGUUUGCAAACCUUUAAGCAAUAGUGGAAUAUUAGCUGAUGAAAUGGGUCUAGGGAAAACUGUUGAAGUAUUAGCUUGCAUCUUGGCCCAUCCAAAGGAACCAUACAGUGCAUCUAAAAGUGAUGUUAAAAUAUACAGAGGAAAGAAGCGUAUUUCUCGAGUUGAAAAGGACGAUGAGGUUUGCGAGAAGCGACAAAAAUUAGAAGAUUUGUACAUGUCUGGGAAAUCUGCAAAUAGAGCGGCUCUGGAAUCCUGGUAUGAUUUAGAACUGAAAAGCAUGACUGCAAGAAAGAAAGAAAAAGUCGAAGUAGUUACGUGCGUUUGUGGCGGUUCUGGUGAUAAAAAGGGUUGCGUUAAAUGCGUCGAUUGUCUUAAAAUGCAACACAAGAAAUGUAUGGGUUUUAAUGCUGAUGUUAACGAAAUUUACAGAUGUCCGCAAUGUUGGAAACAACAGCCUCUACUUAAUGCGAAAGGUACACUUAUCGUUUGUCCGAGAAAUCUAAAGGAUCAAUGGAUAAAAGAGAUUAAGAAGCACGUCGAGAGUUGCUUGACAGUUUUUAUAUAUAAUGGAUCAUCCGAACUGCCCGUCUAUCCCACUGAUUUGCUCAAUUACGAUAUUGUUCUUACAACCUAUAACGUCUUACAAAAUGAUCUUAAGCUUUCUGAAGUUUCAGAGAGCAAACCGUUGCGGAAUGCCGCAAAGUACGCAGCGCCUGGUAGUCCCAUUAUUUUGUUAAACUGGUGGCGUCUAUGUUUGGAUGAAGCCCAGAUAGUAGAAAGUUCUACUAUAAUGGUGUCCGAAAUGGCUCAAAAAAUCAGCAGCGCCUAUAGAUGGGCUGUAACAGGUACUCCAAUUUCAAAAGGAAUAUCAGAUCUCCAUGGAUUAAUCAGCUAUUUGCAAUUGGAACCAUUUUGCAAUUUCGAAACGUGGACAAAUAUAUUGUAUAAACCUUACAAGGAAGGUUGCGAUGAACCAUUAAUUGAAUUCAUCGCGAAAGUUCUUUGGAGAACGCAAAAAGAAGACGUUCUAGAUCAAAUUAAUAUACCGGAACAAAAAACAAUUACCCAUAUGCUCGAAUUCUCAGACGUUGAGCGGUAUUUUUACGACAGGGAGCAUGAAAUGAGUAGUGCUGAAUUCCUCAAGAAAUUGGCCAAUUACGAUCUGCAGUUACCUCUGAAGUCGCUUCAAAAGCACGAACUCAAAAAGUUGGUAGCACCAUUAUUAUCUCUGAGGCAAGCUUGCGCUCACCACAACGCUGUUAAAGGGAGAUACUUAGUUACCAGAAAGAAAGUUAAUUCCGUCGAGGAAUUAUUGGAUGCUUUGAUCGCUAAGAACAUCACUGAAUCAGAAGAAAACUUGAGAGUUAUCGUGUCAUCUUUGAACGGUUUGGCUGGAUUAUAUUUAUUACUCAGCAAUCCACCUCAGGCUUUAGUGGAGUAUAGAAAAGUUUUGCAGUAUUCAAACGAAUAUGAAGCGGAUGCUUCCGAUUUCCAGUUAACUGUCGAUAAUUUACAGUUAAUACACACUUUUCAUAAUUUAGCGGAUACACUGAAAACUCAUCCGCAUCUUGAGAAAUUGCCUGGUGAUGAAUUGCUAGUCUCAAAAUGCGAGAAAUUACAGUGGAAAUACGUGAAUAGAUUUGAAAAACAAACUUCUAAAAUAUGCAGUGAUAUUUCGAAUUACAUAAAUGAGAUUGAAGAACUCAAUGAAGAUGUGGAUCUGACGGCUACGGAACUAUGGAGUACAGUGCUGUUAAAUUAUUUAACGGAAAAUUCACUUUGGAACGAAGUGUUGUCGAAGAUAGUAACAUACUUAGACAAUAAUUCAUAUAAAUCCAUUACUGUUACAGAUUAUUCAUCAGUUUUGGAUUUAAUAUCUUCAUGGAUUGAUGAUGUUUCAUAUCUUCAUGACGAAGUUUCCGUUUCUUUAUUCAAGCUAUUCUACAUUGAGGAAGGAUCAGUUGCGGUUAACGAGGCGUUAGUUCAAGCAGCGGCAGAUUGUCAUUUACGCCCAGUUAAGUUAAAGAAAGGCGAGACGAAAAGCAAAUGUCCAAUUUGUAAUAUCAAUGUUGAUUUGGUUAAGUUUGAAAGAAAACUUUACGAUAUGGCUCAAAAGAAAUCAGUUCCGUAUACAACUGAAGAAGAAGCGAAUACGGGGUCUUGGAAACCGACUGCGGAAGAACACAUUUUUCGCCUAUUGUACAACUACGCCAAAACCAACAAUUUGGAUGAAGAAAUUAUAAAGGAUGCAAAAUCAAUGUUUAAAUUGCUGGCUUUGUUUAAGAAAAACUUUAAGGAAAUGCGAAAGUUCAUGCUGUAUUUCCAAAGCCAAGUCAGUGCAUUGGAUGAGGUUGCUAUGUGUAAACAAAGGCUUCAGAUUAAAUUGAGAGAUGAAGAGAGUCCCAAAGAGAAUCGCGUAAUAAGUAGUCUCUCUUACGAAAUUAAAAAUAGAUUGGAACACGUUAAUCAACUUGAUGAAUUUGAGUUGGAUUUUCAAAGGGUUUCUUUGGAGGGUGAAUAUAGACAAUACACGGCUUCGUUGGAGAAAUGUUUAGGUACAAAUAAGUAUCUAAAAACUUUGCAUCAGCGACAAAGCACCGGUCAAAAUUUGGACGCUUGUCCAAUCUGUAAAGAUCAGCUCGAAACCAAAUGGAAUAUAUUACCUUGUGGUCAUUCCUAUUGCUUGGAAUGUAUGCAGGUUAUACUGGGAAGAAACAUUUCCAAAUUCAUACAAUGCUCAGUGUGUCGACAAAAGCUGUCAAUCAAUGACAUUAAUUUCGUUGAAAUAAACAAGAACAAAACUGAAGACGAUGAUGGCAAAAUUAAAGGGAAUUGCUCAUCGAAAAUUGAAGCUGUGGUCCGGUUAAUAAUGAAGUUGAAGAAAGAGGAACCGGAUGUAAAAGUUUUGGUCUUCUCCAAUUGGUCUGUCAUUUUAGGAGUCUUGAGCGAUGUUCUAAGCUUGAACAAAGUGUCGUCGGUGAUUUUAAGCACAGCGAAUCACCAGAAAACGAUCGAUAAAUUCAAAAAUCCCGAGAAGGAGGUCACAGCUUUACUGUUGCAAAUAUCGUUAGGAGCGAAAGGCCUCAACUUGAUAGAAGCUAAGCACGUCAUAUUUGUUGAUCCCGUUUUGGAUCCCGCCAAUGAACUGCAAGCUAUAGGAAGGAUCCAUAGGAUCGGUCAAACGAAGUCAACAUUCGUUCAUCAUUUCUUGAUUAAGAACACCAUCGAGAAGAAAAUUAAAGAGUCUACAUCUGCAAAUGCAGAAGACUGGGAUGCCAAUAAAGUAACAUUACUUCAGCUGAAACAGUUAUUUGAGACAAGUAGUCCAACAGAAGCAAUAACAAUAUCAGAUUAACGUUUUUUCAGAAUAAGUUGAAAAAAAAAAUAUUAUACAAGAUAUACCACUUUUUAUGGUUUAAAUGUAAGUAUUUAUUUUUGUAAAUGUCUUAAGUUUUAAACAUUUAUUUUAACCAAAUAAUGUAAUAGAUACAACAAACAAUAUCAGUAUUUUUGUAAACACGUAACUAAAUUCCAUUUCUUGGAAA